CGAACGAAGACAGGGUAGAGUGUGGAGAUGCUGCGGGUGGCAGCGCGGGUAUGUGGCCUACCAGGGCGGCAUGCGGUGGUGGUGGGGAGCAAGACGGCGGGAGGGCUGGGAGUGUGGUACGGCGGGCGCUGCAUGGGGUCUGGCAGUAGCCCACGCGGCGGCGAUGACGGAGAGGGCAAGGCAAGGAGCUCAAGUGGUGACGGGAGUGUCGAGAGUGUGGCCGGUCCGGAGCACGUGCUGGAGAGCAAGGUCAUCGAGGCGGAGGGUUCAAACUGGAACAUUCCCAACGCGCUGUGCGUGGGCAGGAUGGUGGCAACGCCCGUCAUCGCGGCGGCGCUGGUCCAGGGUCACCCGCAGACGGCGUUCUGGAUGUUUGCCGCCGCUGGUGUGUCUGACUGGGCCGAUGGCAAGAUUGCGGUUCAUUUUAAGCAAAAGACGGUGUUGGGCUCGUUUCUGGAUCCGGCGGCGGACAAGAUCAUGGUGAUGGGCAUGUCGCUGGCGAUGGGCGCUGCUGAGCUGCUCCCGUGGUGGCUCGUCGCCUCGUUUGUGGUCCGCGACGUCGGCCUCCUUGCGGGCGCGUUUUACCUGCGGGCGCGCUCGCUCGGUGACACGCUGACAGUUCGGGCGCUGUUCAACGUCAGCGGCUUCAAAUCGCUCGAGAUUACGCCGUCGCGGCUGUCCAAGUUCAACACCUUUGGCCAGAUCUCGGUCAUCGGGCUGACGCUCAUGGACGCUGCGUUUGGCAUUGUGCCAUCACCGCUACUGGCAGCAGCGUAUCCUCUAGUGACGGCAACGACGCUUGCGUCGGGCGCCUCGUACGCUUUGACGCCGGGCAUCAAGCGUCUGGUGCGGCGGCCGCAGUGACGGGCGGUGCAUGAACCGCGCUGCCUGCGCCGGCUUUACCAGCCUCAGCACCCUCUGCAGCUGCAAGCUCGAUCCGGAGCGCGCGAGUGAGCCUUGCGAGAAUCUUGAUUCGCGCCGCGUCAACGGCGGCGGCGGCCGACGCAUUGCGGAGCUUGGCCAGCAGGGAGUCGACCUGGGACCGUAGUUCGUCGUUUUCGGCGGCGAAAGCGUCCAUCGACGCGCGGGAGGCGGCCUGGAUGUCGUCACGCUGGCGGCGUGCAUCCUCUGCUGCUGCGUAUGCGUGCUCGACCUGGGCCUGCAGCGCCGAAGCCGCCGCUGCCGCAGCGGCGGCGUCCUGGGCUGGGGCCUGCUCGUGGGCGAGCUUCUCGUAUCGAGCACGUGUGGUGUCGGGUGCCUCCUUCCACCGCUUGCCAAUGACCUUGAGCACGUCUGUCAGCGGAGCGUCCGGCAUCAAUCUGCGGACGUCUGCACGAGCAUCGCGAGUAAACAGCGCAAAGGCCGAGA
Messenger RNA from Thecamonas trahens ATCC 50062, 1368 nucleotides. RefSeq names its product CDP-diacylglycerol-glycerol-3-phosphate 3-phosphatidyltransferase. The transcript has a single exon. The coding region runs from base 28 to 864 and encodes 278 amino acids. Lineage: Eukaryota; Apusomonadida; Apusomonadidae. Gene Ontology annotation, biological process: cardiolipin biosynthetic process. The record is from RefSeq and is a predicted model, not a curated record. Gene Ontology annotation, molecular function: cardiolipin synthase activity. Gene Ontology annotation, cellular component: mitochondrion; membrane.